Molecule: messenger RNA, 1407 nt
Organism: Metarhizium acridum CQMa 102
Lineage: Eukaryota; Fungi; Ascomycota; Sordariomycetes; Hypocreales; Clavicipitaceae
Source: RefSeq, a predicted model, not a curated record
AUGAGAAAUAAGAGUGUUGACGAGUGGCUAAAGGAUAUCGUCACGCCGGUUAUUGACUACCGUCAGCUGGAUGGUCUGCUACACUCUGAUCAGAUGAACAACAACAAGCAAGGUGCCCACGCUCUAGAGGCCGGGGGUGACGAUCCCGAUGCGACACCGCGACCACCAGCAGCUAAAAGUCGAUCAACCAUGUCUCAAUUGUUCACAGCAGAUUCUGGCGACUGCUUUUCAGUCGAACUUGAAACAUCCGCCACUGCGUCCUCAUUUCUUCUUCCUGCCUCCGAAGCCCGCGCCACUCGAUUCCCGGCGCGCCCACUCAUCCGAAGAACACCGUCGCCAACGAAACGGUCGCAAAGGUCAAGACACGCUUCUUCCCCAACAAAAAGAGUCAAGACUGCGACAAGUCUCUUGGGCUUGGAACGCCCAGUGGACGUAAAAAAAGCAAGCGCAAACCAGCUCCCUGCGGAUAUAAGACAGCUGUAUGAAGAUCUAUUUGCGGUAUCAAACAAAGAGGGCAUUUUACCGCGAGCAUUGAAGGAUUCCCGUUACUUCGAUGAAGAGACGCGGCCCUUCAUGUGGGAAUCGGACGAAGUCCCUUCAUGUCUGGGGUCCGAGAAUGCUGAGAAACUACACAAGAAUAUAAAGAAACUUGUUGCCAAGGCUAUCGAGUCCGCCAACAUACGCCGCUCAGAGGCCGCCUUCAACACCAUGGUUCACUUCCCAUUUCUCGAACUUUUACUCGAAGACAUUCCUUCUGUAGGCGUCGAGGUGACUUCGUCGGCUCAAAUUGCCAAGGCGUUCCGCCCGCCGUGGAAAGAGACAGCUUUCGACGAUGAAACCUCAUCUACAAUUUCCAGCGUUUCCAGUACCGGGACUGGAUGUGUGGCGCAGAGCUUCGUUCACAUCAUGGUCGAUUACGCCCUGGUCCUCCACCCCGACAACGAACUAUCAGCCCUCAUCGAUAAAUUCCUGGAUUCUCAACUACCUGAGUGUGCGACUAUAAAUCAGACGAUGUAUGAGCCGCUACGUCGACUGCCCGCUCCAAUCUCAAUAGAAACGAAGACCGCUACCGGAAAUAGUGCGGCUGCCAAUAGGCAGUUGGGCGUUUGGGUUGCAGGUUACCAUCAGCGGUUGCGGAGUAUCUUUGACCAGCGUUCUGGCGGAGCCGAUAUGGAACCUAUUAUAACUUUACCCGUCUCACAGUGGUAUAAUGGAUUAUUUAUGGUUUUAUUCGCGGCGGACAUUAGAUCCAGCAUUGAUAUACUCGACGUCGACCUCAAACUCGGAGGAUGCAAUUCAAUUCUUGGUGCUUACCAAUUACGCAAGGCAUUAAUCUGCCUUGCAAGUUACAUGAAUGUCCAGUUCAAGUCUUGGCUAUUUUCUCUGUUGAAAGCAUACGCAGAAUGA